AAUUAAAUAAAUAAAUAAUCUGAAUUAAGAGAACAAGUGAGAGUUUGGAAGCUUAAAUUAUCCAUAACAGAAGGUAAGAAUUACUAUCAGAUAGUCGCAAAAGAUUUGUUGAGUCCAUUGGAGCUCAAUUGUUUGUGAUUUCAUAUGCUCGGAAGAAGGAACGCGUCAAUUCAACACCCACCGACUCUGGAUGCAGAAAUGGAGUCGACUCUUCAACAAAUAGUCGAUUUAAAGUUAGUGGAGAGCGGAGAAAAAGAGCGAUUGAAGGAAGUAUUACUAGAGAGGCUCGUGGAAUGUGGCUGGAAAGAUGAGAUGAAAGCCCUCUGCAGGGAGUUUGCAAGGAAGAAGGGAAGGGAUAAUGUAACUGUUGAUGAACUUGUGAAUUUCAUAACUCCAAAAGGAAGAGCUUAUGUGCCAGAUUUAGUAAAAGCAGAAAUGCUGCAGCGAAUUCGCACAUUUCUUUCAUCAACGGCUACUUGAUGUGGAAGAAAGAGUUGUGCAACACUGAGAUGCCCUCUGGGAGUUGGAAGAGCAAGUUGGGCAAUAGGCGUUCGAUGGAGGAUAGAUUGGCUGUUAUUAAUCGCUGGCUAGAAGUUGACAUUUCCAAUAUAUCACUCAAACGGUACGUCUAAACAGAGAUUGGCUUGUUGGUGAAUCGAUAUAGCUUAUAUUAUUAAUUUGUGUUGUGAUUAGUGAAUGUUAUUAGCUGUAGGGUGUAGCUUUCCUUGCAUGUUAUUGGAUGAUGUUGGGAAAUAACAAAUACUAGGGAGAUUUCAAUUGGGCGAUAUAGGCCACAUAAAUAUCAUGGCAUUGGUUAAUUAUCAUGGCAGAAAAUGGAAUGUUGAGGAAGAAAA
This is a messenger RNA of Salvia miltiorrhiza (redroot sage), 854 nucleotides long. RefSeq lists its product as uncharacterized. The transcript is spliced from 4 exons. Gene Ontology annotation, molecular function: transcription coactivator activity; chromatin binding. Gene Ontology annotation, cellular component: SAGA complex; nuclear pore; DUBm complex. NCBI's taxonomy places the organism in Eukaryota, Viridiplantae, Streptophyta, Magnoliopsida, Lamiales, Lamiaceae. Bases 145 to 480 code for a protein of 111 amino acids. The record is from RefSeq and is a predicted model, not a curated record. Gene Ontology annotation, biological process: positive regulation of DNA-templated transcription; regulation of transcription by RNA polymerase II; poly(A)+ mRNA export from nucleus.